This is a messenger RNA of Symbiodinium natans, 957 nucleotides long. The record is from the annotation of a GenBank genome assembly. Lineage: Eukaryota; Dinophyceae; Suessiales; Symbiodiniaceae.
AUGAUGGUCAGACCUUUGGCAAAUGCAGACAUGCCGUCUCCCGAGUCGUGGGCGUUUCUGGGCGCUGCGGUGGCGGGCUGCCUCCAUGCCGUAGCGAUGGCCCUGAGGAAGAAGUUCGGGCAAGUGACUCCCUACUACAGCGAGCCGCGAUGGUGGCUGGGCGUGCUAACAGACGGUCUUGCUGGCUUGGUCUUCAGCCUCUUGACGCCCCUCUUGGCCGUGGAGAUCUUACUCUUAACCACCUGUGCAUCUCAGCUGGCCUGUGCAUACGUGCUGGGCCUUUACAUGUUCAAUGAGCCUGGCAACAUGUGGCAAAGGCUGGGCUUUGGCCUGACCUGUACCAGCGUACUUCUCUUGAGCUUCUCGAAGCAAGAGAAAGCAAGUCCAACGACCCACUUCUGGUCAAUGUGGCUGCAACCUCACUUCUUUCUGGUGCUUGUAUCUUGGGUAGUUGUUGCCGGCGUUUGCUUUGUGAUGAUUAGCGACAAGAACGGCUACGCGGUGCUUGCUGCCUAUGUGGACGGCAUCCAGUUUCUGUUCACACGAGCUAUUUCCCAGAAUAUCCUACAGGGAUUCCACAUGGAUGCCUCAUUCUGGGAGUUUGGGGCAUGCAAAGCCGCAUGUGUUCUGGCAGUGCUCCAUUUGCAACAGUGCGCUCUUGCAGACGACAACUUUGUGGGAUUCAAGAGCAUCGGCACCGUCUUGCCAGUGCUGCAGAACUUGACAACAGUCACUUUGGGUGCGACAUUCUUCGGUGACGUCGUCAAGGUCGCCGAAUUCACGGCGGAGGAGGGGACCGUGGGCGUGCCACCGCGAGUCGCGCUUUGCUUGACCAAGGGCGCCGGGCUUCAGACCUUGGACGCCAUGGCGCAGGUCGAAGUGCGCUACGCCUGGGGCCACCCGGAUGCCAAAAACGACUACUUUGGCUGCGAGAUGUCAUCUCAUUUAUUAGUCUGA